CGAAGUGCGAUGCUGGAUCGAUUUGAAUGACUCCGGUAAUGUACCCAGGAUGUUCUUGUUCCAAAUUGUCAACAACAAGAUCGAAAUACACAUGGAGAUUAUAAAAGGAAAAACACUUACCAGUAUCAUGGAUGAGUAUAUGUUUAAACUAAGAGAUGAUCAACAUAGCCAUUUGGUGAAGCCUUUCUCUCUGCAUGUGCUGGACAGAAGCCUUGACGCAAUCUCUGCUAUGCAUGAUAAGGGAUGGACGCACAACGACGUGCACGGUGGUAAUUUGAUGCUAGACAGUGACAUGCGCGUAAAGGUUAUUGACUUUGGAGGAGCAACAAAAUGUGAAGAAAAUGCAAAUUUGAAUGAAUAUCAAAAGCACACUAAUAAAAUUUUGAAAGACUACAAGGAGGCCCUGCGAGUAUUCAGUGGAUUGUAUACCAAUAACACGUUCAAUAGCGUUAAGGAUUUCGAGGACAAUUACAGAAAUGUAUUUGAACAGAUGGACCUGUCCGACAAGUAUGAGCUCAUCGAUCUCAUCGAUAGAGUUGUCAAGUGGGGAGAUAGUAGAAAGCUUAGAAGUGAUGUCAAGCAACAGCUUAACAAUGGUUAG
Messenger RNA from Dreissena polymorpha, 601 nucleotides. RefSeq lists its product as uncharacterized. The transcript has 4 exons. Gene Ontology annotation, biological process: protein phosphorylation. NCBI's taxonomy places the organism in Eukaryota, Metazoa, Mollusca, Bivalvia, Myida, Dreissenidae. Gene Ontology annotation, molecular function: ATP binding; protein kinase activity. The record is from RefSeq and is a predicted model, not a curated record. The coding region runs from base 50 to 601 and encodes 183 amino acids.